Molecule: messenger RNA, 750 nt
Organism: Lathyrus sativus (Indian pea)
Lineage: Eukaryota; Viridiplantae; Streptophyta; Magnoliopsida; Fabales; Fabaceae
Source: the annotation of a GenBank genome assembly
AUGGAACCUGAUCCUAAUAGAUCCGGCACCGGCUCUGGCGCCAAUGCUAGUGGCACCGCCAAAAGCGACACCAUAGCAAAGAAGAAAGUCAAAAGCGAAGAUAUGUCAGACGAGGAUUUGGCGUUGAAGCAGCAACUUGAGUUGUAUGUUGAAAGAAUUCAAGAUUCCGACCCUGAGUUGCAGAAGGAUGCUCUUGAAGGCAUGAGGCUAGAAAUUAGAACUUCAACGAGCUCCAUGACUUCAGUUCCCAUGCCGAUAAAAUUUCUUCGCCCUCAUUAUGCCACUCUUAAGGCAUUUUAUGAAACAAUGGCUGAAUCAGAUUUGAAGAAAUACUUAGCAGACAUUUUGUCAGUUUUGGCCCUCACCAUGUCUGCUGAAGGAGAACGAGAAAGCCUGAAAUACAGAUUAUUUGGUUCAGAGGGGGAUAUAGGCUCAUGGGGCCAUGAGUAUGUUCGAAAUUUGGCCGGGGAAAUUGCACAGGAGUACAUGCAAAGACAAAGCGACAGGGCCCUAAUGGAUGAAUUAAUAGAACUCGUUCGACAAAUAGUUGCUUUUCAUAUGAAUUACAACUCUGAGCCUGAAGCUGUUGACCUUUUAAUUGAGGUUGAGGACCUUGACAUGUUGAAUGAAUACGUAGACACACAAAUUUUAAGAGGACUUGCCUGUAUCUCACCAGUUCAGCUAGGUAAGUGCAAACAGACCUUAGUUUAUGCAGAUUUUAAAAGAAAUCAGAGUUCAGAACAGUUAUAA